Messenger RNA from Onychomys torridus (southern grasshopper mouse), 1267 nucleotides. RefSeq names its product zona pellucida like domain containing 1 (gene Zpld1). The record is from RefSeq and is a predicted model, not a curated record. The coding region runs from base 20 to 1267 and encodes 415 amino acids. The transcript is spliced from 11 exons. Gene Ontology annotation, cellular component: cell surface. Lineage: Eukaryota; Metazoa; Chordata; Mammalia; Rodentia; Cricetidae.
CAGGGACUUGGGAUUUGCCAUGGAACGGAUAUGGUUGCUGCUCCUUCUAGCGGUUAGAGUGCUUCCAGGGUCUGCUCAGUUCAACAGUUACAACUGCGAUGCCAACCUCCACAGCAGAUUUCCUGCGGAAAGAGACAUCAGUGUCUACUGUGGAGUGCAAGCCAUUACAAUGAAGAUUAAUUUUUGCACAGUCCUUUUUUCGGGUUAUUCUGAAACAGAUUUGGCACUGAAUGGAAGGCAUGGGGAUUCCCACUGCAGGGGUUUCAUCAAUAACAACACCUUUCCAGCAGUGGUCAUUUUCAUCAUUAAUCUCAGCACCUUGGAGGGUUGUGGAAACAACUUAGUGGUGUCCACAAUUCCUGGUGUCGGUGCUUCUGGAAAUGCAACUUCAGUACAGAUAGGAAAUAUUUCAGGAUAUAUUGAUACUCCAGACCCACCAACAAUCAUCAGCUAUCUUCCUGGGCUCCUUUACAAAUUUAGCUGUAGUUAUCCAUUGGAAUACCUGGUUAAUAACACCCAGCUUGCUUCGUCCUCAGCUGCUAUUUCUGUGAGAGAGAACAAUGGGACAUUUGUCAGCACUUUGAACUUGCUCCUUUAUAACGAUUCAACCUACAGAGAGCAAUUAAUUAUCCCAAGUAUAGGAUUACCUUUGAAAACCAAAGUAUUUGCAGCUGUGCAAGCUACUAAUCUGGAUGGAAGAUGGAAUGUUUUAAUGGAUUAUUGCUAUACAACCCCAUCUGGGAAUCCAAAUGAUGAUACUCGGUAUGAUCUCUUCCUUAGCUGUGACAAAGAUCCUCAGACCACCGUCAUUGAAAAUGGCAAAAGCCAGCGGGGCCGGUUUUCAUUUGAAGUGUUCCGUUUCGUGAAACACAAGAAUCAGAAGAUGUCCACGGUCUUCCUGCACUGCCUCACGAAGCUCUGCAGAGCUGACGACUGUCCCCUCCUCAUGCCAAUUUGCGGCCACAGAAAGAAGAGAGAUGCUGGGAGCAGGACAACGUGGGUUCCUCAGAGCACUUCCGGAAACGCGGUGCUGUCUGCUGGUCCCAUCAUCACUCGGAGCGAUGAGACUCCAACCAACAAUUCACAGCUUGGUUCCCUGAAUAUGCCUCCCUUCCAGCUGAAUGCCAUCACCAGCUCCCUGAUAUCAGGAAUGGUCAUUCUGGGAGUCAUGAGCUUCUCCCUCCUCUUAUGCUUGCUGACCCUGCUACACAGAAAGGGAUCCAGCAGCUUAGUAUUGAAUGGUGUGAGAAAUCCUGUCUUUGAGUGA